Molecule: messenger RNA, 2163 nt
Organism: Neltuma alba
Lineage: Eukaryota; Viridiplantae; Streptophyta; Magnoliopsida; Fabales; Fabaceae
Product: nuclear FMR1 interacting protein 2-like
Exons: 4
Coding region: 331-1785 (484 amino acids)
Source: RefSeq, a predicted model, not a curated record
ACGAAAAAAUAAAAAAGCCCUCACGGAGUCCCACUGCAUUUCUGUAUUUGAUGGGUACUUGAUAGCGUAGUUAGCAGAGGCGAAGCGUCGCUAGGGAAGGAGAAGAGGACGACUUCACUCUCCUUCUCAUCCUGUUACUACUUCAUCUGGGGUUCCGACGAUUCGUAGGGAAGAUCGCUGUAGAUUCUAUUUCUCUCGUGUUUUCUUUUGGGUGGAAAUUUCUCUUGUGUUUUUAGCCGUACGAAUCUAUCUUAAUCCUUUCCACGCGGAAAGUAAGAGAGAGAUAGGGGUUUAGAUUCGUUGUGUGUGCCGGGACAGAGGGGGCCAAUCAUGCCUUCAGGUUCUAAGAAGAGAAAAGCUGCCAAGAAAAAGAAGGAAAAGGAGGCCGACAUAAACCCAUCGUCUAAUAAUCCCCAAGGAAGUGAUGACUUGAAGUCACAAGAUGAGAAAGGAAGUGAUGGUGGGGAGGGUAGUUCUCCUGCAUAUCAUCAUCACAGCGACCAUCAUCAUCAUGACGGCCAUCAUCAUCACAGGGACCAUCAUCAUCAUGGGGACCAUCAUCAUCACGGCGAUCAUCAUCAUCACCCAUUUAAUGAAGGGAGUGAAGAAGUGGAGGAAGGAGAUCGACCAGUUCCUCAUCCAUCUGCUUGUGACAUUAAGCCCAUGGAAGAAGUCCCUGGUGAUAUUACUAAUGCAGAAGUAGUUGGAGGACAGGAGGUUGGUAUUGUUAAGAUAGAAAAUGAUUUGAAAUUUGAGAAGAGCUCUGAUCGAGUAGAUGACAGGGCUAAGAAUGACAAGUCUCUUAAGGAAUCACUUGAUGGGCAUGGAAACUCUUAUGGUACUGUGAGUGAUGAAUUCCUCAAUGAAACAAACUCAAAGGAUGAGCUCUACAAUUCAAAACAAAAGGCAGUUACAUCUGAAGAUUUAACUUAUCCUGUUGAUUCUAGCGCAGAAGCAGCUGGAGGCCAUGAAGCUAUAGUUAAGAUUGACAGUGCUUUGGAACCUGAGAAGAGUUCUGAUAGAAUAAAUGAUAGUGUUGCACAUGUCAAUUAUACUUCAGAAUUAGUAGGAGAGCAGGAAGUUAGUGCUGUUAAGAUGGUGAGUGAUUUAGAAUAUGAGGAGAGUUCUGAUAAAAUAAAUGAAAGGGUUGAUCAUGUUGAAUCUGCCAAGGAAUCACGUUAUGGGAGUGGAAAUCCUAGUGGUACUUCAAAUGUUGAGUCCCUCGAUGGGAACAACUCAAAGGGUGAGCCCCAUAAUUCAAAACAAAUGGCAAUCACAUCUGAAGAUUUAGCAUUUCCUGUUGAUUCUCUACCCACCAAAAUUCCCGCAAUUUCUAAAAAUACUGCAGUCAAGGAGACUAGUAAUUUGGUUCUGGAACCUUGUGUUAAUUCAGUAAAGGAAGUGCCCCCUCCGAGUGAGGUGAAAAGCAGUGAUAAUGUAACUGCUUCACUGGAGGAGUCAACAGUCUCUCAAGUGGCAGCAGUGGAUCUUGCCAUGAAGAAACAUGAGGAUAAAGUUUUUCCUAUGCCUGAUCAGCAUGUUGCAACGCCAGAUUUGGUGGAAUCUCCGCCAACAGAACACAGUAGUAAAGUAUCAGCUUCAGUAUCUGAAAAUCCUACUCCUGUCACUGAAUCUACUAAAGAUUCUGACCAUACUAAAGGUUCUGAGACUCUACGAUGCUCUGGAAAUCAGCCUCAACUGGUAUCAGCUCCACGUGUGGCGCAAAAGACCUCUUGGUUGAAUUGUUGUGGAUUGUUUGAAAUACUGUCAGGCUCCAACAGAUAAGUCCAGAAACAGUGACUAGAGAAGGGAAUCUGAUCUCAAGAGUAAUGCUCGGGCAGACUUGGGAGGAUCGUGUUCAAAGAAUUUUGUGAUAUUUUGAUCUACAUGUAAAGGGCAAGAGGCCUGCCUAGAUAGAUCUAUACGAGGUUUAUUUUUAUAUACGGUGAAGUCUGUAGUAAGUGAUAAUAAAGUCGAGUCUUUGGGACCACAUGUGCGUUUGUUUGUGCAUGUAGCGUUAUUUCCUGGUUUUUGGCUGUAUUUCUGGGUUCCUCUUUUGAAUAAUGUUGAGCAAUAGGCCAACAGCGACCUAGACGCUUACAUAUGGAUAUUUUGAUAUUUAUUGAUUGAUUAUUGUGUUACGUGCAGUCUCAUGCAUAACUA